Messenger RNA from Anopheles cruzii, 1243 nucleotides. RefSeq names its product WW domain-containing protein tag-325 (gene RhoGAP16F). NCBI's taxonomy places the organism in Eukaryota, Metazoa, Arthropoda, Insecta, Diptera, Culicidae. The record is from RefSeq and is a predicted model, not a curated record. The transcript has 6 exons. Gene Ontology annotation, biological process: signal transduction. The coding region runs from base 54 to 1067 and encodes 337 amino acids.
CAGUGCGCUAGUGGUGUUGGGGCGCGGAACAUUUCAAAGUGUGAACAUUCAGGAUGGACCCCUACCUGGGCUUAGCCCAAAGUAAGUCCAAGCCCCGUAGUAUGCUAGAUGCGUUCUCAAAUCGUACGUUGACAGUGAAAAAGAGACCAACACGUCCUGCGCCAAAUUCUAGACCAGUAUCAACUACGUCGAUUGUGAUAGAUUCCACCGACCAGCUCCGUUAUCUACAGGGAGAGCACUGCUCGUUACUGGAUAAGCACAAAAAGCUAGAAGAGAGUUACUCGUUGCUAGAGGAGCGUUUCAACAGACUGAAAUCGGAACACGAAACACUGCAGGGCGCAUACGAAGAGUUGCAGGAAAGCUACAACAGCGUGUCGCAGAAAAACUUCAACGCCGGCAAACUUUUGGUGUACUUAAAGCUGAAGCGACGAACGGACAAGGAAACACUGGAGAAGCGUAACAUAAUCAAAAAUGAAGCUUGCUUCAACACCUUUCUUGACGACGUCGUAAUGACCGAUCAUCCCCGGAUACCGAAGGUAAUCUUCGAGUGCGUCGGCAUGCUAGAGUCGAACGAAAGGUUUCUGAAGGUGCCUGGCCUCUAUCGGGUAUCGGGUGACUACAAUGUGAUACAGAACCUGCGCUACGAUAUCAACGCGAACAACUACAAGAAGCUGCGCAAACUUAAAUCCCCGCACGAAGUGUGUGGCAUCAUAAAAUUGUUCUUGCGCGAGUUGAAGGACCCGCUGAUACCGUUGCAGAUUUGUUCGGAGAUCAUUCCGACAGCAGCCGUGCUCAAGAGCAACAAACGGGCGAAAGUAUUACAGCUUGUCAACGCCCUCGAUGAAGUUAGACGACAAACGCUUAAAUUUCUCAUGAAGCAUCUGCGCAACGUGGCGGCUAUCAAGGAGAACGAAAUGGACAGUUUCAGUCUGGCGCUUUUGAUGAGCUCGUGCAUCUUCAACGAAACGUUGGCCGACGUGUGUCCGGUGAAGUUUGAAAAGUUAACCGUCAUACCGCGCGAAUGUAUUAUCGUCAUGAUAGAAGAGUACGAGCUCAUAUUUGAGUAGAAAAAAAGCAUGUGGCCCUUACUUUGUUGGGAUGCUCACGGUACGGUCCCGCAUAGUGUAUAGUUUAAGUGCUUCGCUUUGUUCUUAAUAUCUUUCUAAGCGUGAAAAGUGUCAAAAGGGAGAAGUUAAACUUUUGUAAUAAGUUGGGCAAAAAUGUGACACAAUAAAGAUUAAGU